Oppiella nova is the source of this 621-nucleotide messenger RNA. NCBI's taxonomy places the organism in Eukaryota, Metazoa, Arthropoda, Arachnida, Sarcoptiformes, Oppiidae. The record is from the annotation of a GenBank genome assembly.
AAACUUAUUUAUUUGAAGCGCACCUCAGGUUUGGUCGCCAGUCGUAAGUCAUCCGCUGAUCAGAUCGUCAUCUUAAGUGUGACUAUUGUGGUCCUAUUGAUUGGCCAGGCGGUUGCCCAAAAGCCUAAGAAUAAUAGACGGCGUAACCGUAAUAAAAAGGACCAGUGUCACCUCAGGGAAGCCGAGGCAUGUAUGAACAAAAUGCAAAGUCUGAGCAAAGGCAAGGACCCGACGGCCCUCAUCGCCACCUCUCAAGGGCUCGACAAGAUCUGCAAGACUAUCCGAGACGAGACAUUGAAGUGCAUUAAAACCUUCGCCAAAAAGUGCGGAACUCCUCUUCAUAGAGAAGUCUUAGAUCUGGUUUUAGAUCAAAUCACCGGACGAUUGAACAACUUCUGUAAGGCUGACAAUCCCGACAGACUAGAUUUCCUGAAGGAGAGCCCCUGUAUCCACAAGAAGGUCACCUCAUCGGAGGUCUAUAAGAAGACCUGUAAUAACAACUUCUUGGCGUCAGUCGACCAAAUCGACGACACAGUGACGGACAAAGCGGAUGACAGCCACGCGCGCACGUGUUGUGGUUACGCCACUUGGUUUGAGUGCACCAACAAAUUGAUUAAAGAG